Acinonyx jubatus (cheetah) is the source of this 1293-nucleotide messenger RNA. RefSeq lists its product as uncharacterized. Gene Ontology annotation, biological process: virion assembly. The transcript has 2 exons. The coding region runs from base 204 to 842 and encodes 212 amino acids. The record is from RefSeq and is a predicted model, not a curated record. NCBI's taxonomy places the organism in Eukaryota, Metazoa, Chordata, Mammalia, Carnivora, Felidae. Gene Ontology annotation, molecular function: nucleic acid binding; zinc ion binding.
CCUGGUAUCUCACCGCUGCGUCGGUGCAGCCCACGUGGGACGAUUGCCAGCAGCUUUUGCAGGUCCUGUUCACGACUGAAGAAAGAGAAAGAAUCCUCAAUGAGGCCUGAAAACUAGUUCCGGGUGCAGACGGGAAUCCCACCACCAACCAGGCUCAGAUAGAUGCCUUCUUCCCCUUAACUCGGCCCCAGUGAGAUUUCAACAUGGCAGAAGGUAAGGAGAGGCUCCGGGUCUACCGCCAGACUCUAAUGGGGGGUCUCCGAAUGGCUGCUAGAAACCCAACCAAUUUGGCCAAGGUAGGAAAUGUACAACAGGGAAAAGAUGAAUCUCCGGCUGCCUUUUUAGAACGGAUCAUGGAGGCAUUCCGUACCUAUACCCCCAUGGAUACAGAGGCUCCGGAAAGCAAGGCAGCUGUUAUCAUGGCCUUUGUAAACCAAUCGGCCAUAGACAUUAGGAGAAAAUUACAGAAAAUAGAUAGACUAGGAGAAAAAAGUCUGCAGGACUUACUGGUGGUAGCCGAAAAGGUAUAUAAUAACCGGGAGCCUCCUGAGGACAAGCAGGCUCGCGCCAUGGCGGCUGCCAGCAGUAAGCAGACUCGAGACCUGGCCAGAAUACUACUAGCUACCACUGCUGACUUCCCCGAGGAACGAGACUGCCGUCUCUGGCAGCUGGCAGACGACGCAAGAAAAGGUAAAGGAACCACCAAGGGGGGGAAGCAGAGGCUGCAGAAGGAUCAGUGUGCAUACUGCAAGGAGAUAGGGCAUUGGGCCCGAGAUUGUCCAAAAAGGGUCGGCAGGAAGGGAAGCAAGACUGAUCAAGUAAAAAGCCCUAGAGCUAGAUGAACUAAGUGAUUAGGGGAGUCGGGGUUCAGACCCUCUCCCCGAACCCAGGGUAACUCUUAAAGUGGAGGGGACCCCUAUUGACUUCCUUGUCGACACCAGAGCACAACAUUCGGUCCUCCGCACCCCACAAGGAAAACUAGCCAACAAGAAGUCCUGGGUACAAGGGGCAACUGGUAUGAGCCAGUAUUCAUGGACUACCCGAAGAACAGUAGAUUUGGGAAUGGGCCGGGUAUCCCACUCCUUUAUGGUAAUACCAGAAUGCCCCUACCCGCUGUUAGGAUGGGAUUUACUGACCAAGAUUGGAGCUCAGAUAACUUUCAGACAAGGGGGGCCUCAGGUCACCGAUGGCAAGGGCCACCCCAUCCAGGUACUGACCAUGAAACUGGAGGAUGAAUGCCUCCUCCACCAGGAGGCGCUCCCGAUAGAGGAUAAUAUAGACAGAUGGCUACAA